This is a messenger RNA of Hypanus sabinus (Atlantic stingray), 2033 nucleotides long. RefSeq lists its product as uncharacterized. Gene Ontology annotation, molecular function: structural molecule activity. The record is from RefSeq and is a predicted model, not a curated record. The transcript has 8 exons. Lineage: Eukaryota; Metazoa; Chordata; Chondrichthyes; Myliobatiformes; Dasyatidae. The coding region runs from base 538 to 1833 and encodes 431 amino acids.
CCGAGUCAGUGGGCAGGGCCAUGGUCAAGGAUCUGAACAAAUAUGCCACAGUGGAUGUACAUGUGGCAAAUACAGCUAAUGGGUGCCAUGAUGGGGGUUAGUAUAACACUCUUAAAGCUUGGGGCGUCGGAGUUCCGAGUUCACCUGCUCUGUCAGGUUAUGAUUGUACGCUCUAGUGUCAAUUGUUCGGUGACAAAGUAUAAAGGAGUCUGUAUGUCCUGCCCGAAAAAUACAUGGGUUUCCCCCGAAUGCUUCGCUUUCUCCCACAGUCCAAAGUUAGUCGGUUAAUUGUAAAUUGUCCCGCGAUUAGGCUAGGGUUAAAUUGGGCGUUACCGGGUGGCGCUACUCCUGGGACCUAUUCCGUGCCGUAUCUCUAAACAAACAAAGUUUGGCGGGGUGGUUACCGAUGAAUACGGGAGAGAGCCGAGGUGGAGCUACGCUCUCCCUUACUGUAUAUAUACCCCACUGGGAUGCACCUGGAGGUUGCGCUCAAUCCACCGACUGUUCUGUUCUCCCGAAUCUUCACUCGGUGCAAACAUGCCCAGCAUCACUGGCAGCGUCUCCCACCGCCGCAGCCGGCCCUCCUUCUCCAGCCGGUCGGUGCAGAGCGGCUCCUGGAGCCGGGCUUCCACCGGCGGGCGCUCGCUGGUGCUUGGCUCCGGUUCCAGCGCCGGUUCCGUCUACGGCGGCAACCUCAGCUCGUCCGCCGGCCUCCUGAUGUCGGCGGCGAUGGCCCAGCCCCAGGACGAGAAGGAGACCAUGCAGCAUCUGAACGAGCGGCUGGCCCGUUACCUGAACAAGGUGAAUUCGCUGGAGACCGGCAACAGGGAGCUGGAGCUGCAGAUCGCAGCCAUACUGGAGGAGAGGAGACCGGUGGAGCGGGACAUUAACCCCCUGCUGGCGCAGGUUCGCGACCUCAACAGACAGAUCCACGACCUCACCCUGGGUAACGCCGCCAUCAUGCUGCAGAUCGACAAUGCCAGGCUGAGUGCGGAGGACUUCAGGAUGAAGCUGGAGACCGAGUCAGUUGUCUGUCAGGCUGUGGAGAACGACAUUGACCGCCUCAGGCGCGUCAAGGAGGAAUACGAGGCCAAUGCCGCCUCCCUGAGGAAUGAGACUGACCUGCUGACUGAAGAACUUCUGUUCCUGAAGAAGAACCAUGGGGAGGAAAUUAAUGGACUGAAAGCACAGAUGAAGACUGAGAAGGUUUCUGUGAAUGUUUUUACGGGGAAGGAACCGGAUAUCUCUGACCUCGUGGCAAGCAUCAGAACGGAGUAUGAGGAGUUAAUAGCAAAAAACAAAGCUGAUUCUGAAGCCUGGUACCAGUCGCAGAUUCAGGUUGUGAGCAUGGAAUCUGAGCAAACUACAAAAGCACUGGACGAUGCAAAAGCUGAAAUCACCAUUAAGCGGCAAACGAUACAAAGUCUGGAGAUGGAGCUGGAGACCCUGAAGGCACAGAUCACAGGACUUGAAAAUAUAUUGGGUGAAGCGGAGUCCGGAUACGGAAGGGAGUUUGAAAAGCUGCAGCUAAUUAUCUCGCAACGUGAAGCCGAAUUGACCAGUCUACGGAACGAAAUGUAUAGAAACAAAGAAAAAUAUGAUGAUCUGCUGAAAAUCAAACUGACUUUGGAAGCAGAGAUUGCUGAGUACAGGCGCUUGCUCAACGGUGAUUUGAGUGAGAAACCAGCCAGCCCUCCAGAAACUCCAGGUACUCCCACUGAGGUCACAAUGAGGAAGAUUGUCAAGGUCAUCACAACAACUCUGGUUGAUGGGAAGGUCGUGGAUGAAUCAAGUAAGGUGCAAGAAUACACCGAAAAUACUCAACUGGAAUGAGUCUUCACCACUGUACCAACGGGGGUGUUUUGAAAUGUUACGUGUCAUCAGGAGUCUAUGUACUGGGAUAUAAUGGUGUUUAUUGUGGUGUCUGAAGCAAUGAAUUGCAAUCAUAAACAUGUAUCAUCAUUUUCUCUUCUACCCACUCUGCAAUGGCUUAUCUUUUAAUAAAUACUGGAGUUCGUAUCUCCAUGAUUCAA